CCGCGCGCCCAGGCCAGCGGGGCGUGUGCUCCGGGCUUCCCUCCGCCUCCGGCUCCGGACGUGUCUCCACCGCUGCUGCUGCUGCUGCUGCUGCACAGCCGACUCUCGCGCAGGGAUCCAGGCGGCCACCAGCGACCGAAAAUGCCCCGGCCAAUCAACGUCCGCGUGACCACCAUGGAUGCGGAGCUGGAGUUCGCCAUCCAGCCCAACACCACCGGGAAGCAGCUUUUCGACCAGGUGGUAAAGACUAUUGGCCUCCGGGAGGUAUGGUACUUUGGCCUCCAGUAUGUGGACAAUAAAGGAUUUCCCACCUGGUUGAAACUUGAUAAAAAGGUGUCCGCACAGGAGGUCAGGAAAGAGAAUCCCGUCCAGUUCAAGUUCCGGGCCAAGUUCUACCCCGAGGAUGUGUCCGAAGAGCUCAUCCAGGACAUCACGCAGAAGCUGUUCUUCCUGCAGGUGAAGGAGGGCAUUCUCAGCGACGAGAUCUACUGUCCCCCCGAGACGGCUGUGCUCCUGGGCUCCUAUGCCGUACAGGCCAAGUUCGGGGACUAUAACAAGGAGCUGCACAAGUCAGGGUACCUCAGCUCCGAGCGGCUGAUCCCUCAGAGAGUCAUGGACCAGCACAAGCUUACCAGGGACCAGUGGGAGGAUCGGAUCCAGGUGUGGCAUGCGGAGCACCGCGGCAUGCUCAAAGACAGCGCCAUGCUGGAAUACCUGAAGAUUGCCCAGGACCUGGAAAUGUACGGAAUCAACUAUUUCGAGAUCAAAAACAAGAAAGGAACAGACCUUUGGCUUGGAGUUGACGCCCUGGGACUUAACAUUUAUGAGAAAGAUGACAAGUUGACCCCAAAGAUUGGCUUCCCUUGGAGCGAAAUCAGGAACAUCUCUUUCAAUGACAAAAAGUUCGUUAUCAAGCCCAUCGACAAGAAGGCUCCUGACUUUGUGUUCUACGCUCCCCGUCUGAGAAUCAACAAGCGGAUCCUGCAGCUCUGCAUGGGGAACCACGAGCUGUACAUGCGCCGCAGGAAGCCGGACACCAUCGAGGUGCAGCAGAUGAAGGCCCAGGCGCGGGAGGAGAAGCACCAGAAGCAGCUGGAGCGGCAACAGUUGGAAACCGAGAAGAAGAGGAGAGAGACCGUGGAGAGGGAAAAGGAGCAGAUGCUGCGCGAGAAGGAGGAGUUGAUGAUGCGGCUGCAGGACUACGAGCAGAAGACCAAGAAGGCCGAGAAAGAGCUCUCAGAGCAGAUCGAGAGGGCGCUCCAGCUGGAGGACGAGAGGAAGCGAGCCCAGGAGGAGGCCGAGCGCCUGGAGGCUGACCGCGUGGCCGCCCUGCGGGCCAAGGAGGAGCUGGAGAGACAGGCCCAGGAUCAGAUAAAGAGCCAGGAGCAGCUGGCCACAGAGCUGGCGGAGUACACCGCCAAGAUCGCGCUGCUGGAGGAGGCGCGGCGACGCAAGGAGGACGAAGUUGAGGAGUGGCAGCACCGGGCCAAGGAAGCCCAGGACGACCUGGUGAAGACCAAGGAGGAGCUGCACCUGGUAAUGACGGCGCCCCCGCCCCCGCCGCCCCCAGCCUACGAGCCCGUGAACUUCCACGUGCAGGAAGGUCUGCAGGACGAGGGUGCGGAUCCCACGGGCUACAGCGCCGAGCUGUCCAGCGAGGGCAUCCUGGACGACCGCAACGAGGAGAAGCGCAUCACCGAGGCCGAGAAGAACGAGCGCGUCCAGCGGCAGCUGCUGACCCUGAGCAACGAGCUGUCCCAGGCCAGAGAUGAGAACAAGAGGACCCACAAUGACAUCAUCCACAACGAGAACAUGAGGCAAGGCCGGGACAAGUACAAGACGCUGCGGCAGAUCCGGCAGGGCAACACCAAGCAGCGGAUCGACGAGUUCGAGGCGAUGUAAAAGGCCGGGACUGAGGGUGGAGGGCGCCUCGCCGCGGGGCUCUGCCGCACUUGGCUCUUGAGUACUCUAAAUCUAGAAACCUCCCUCCCUGCCCCCAAUGUGUUCCAGUACCUUUAAAAAAAAAAAAAAAGAGCAGUUACCUGGCAGAAGUGUUCUGGCCCGGAACCCAUGGAAGCCUUCCCGGUUGAUUCUUCCAGCUGUAUCGUAGUGCCAAACAGGCCUGAUUUUGAUGCGAGUAACGGAAUCUCUUCCUGCUUCAUGCUUGGAGCAGGGCCGAUGGGCUUCAGGUGCCUGUAAAGCCUAACAAGCUUCGCGCCGGCCCACGUGACUCGAGGUUCACUGUCAUUAAGACCACACUCCGCGGCUCACAUGUGUGCCAUACCUUCCCUAGUUUUGAAAUGAGCUGAUUGUUUGAUUUGUUCUUGAUUUCUAUGAAGGAUCCCUCUCUGCGUUUUGAGGGGUGAAAAUUAUUCUGAAAUUUGAGUCUUAGUAAACACUCCUCCCCACACAAUGAUUUCCUCCCUCCAGACACCAGUGGAGGCUGCUGGCAGAAUCUGUAGCAGUCAUUCAGAGUGAACAGUACAGGACUCUCUGAUUUAAAAAGCAAAACAAAAAAAAAAAAAAACCUUGUUUUCAUCCUUAACUGUUAGAAUACAUUGUUGGACUUAUAUACCUAAUGAUCUGCUAUAGAGUAUAGUAUUUAUAUAUGUGAUAAUAUGGGUUUGUAACAUUAGUUUUAAAAAGGGAAAGUUUUGUUCUGUAUAUUUUGUUACCUUUUACAGAAUAAAAAAAAAAUAUUACAUAUUAAAACCAUGUCAUCACGGCACUUGAUCUGACGUGAUGUAAGGAUAGUAAUGAAGCCGAUUACCUGCUGUAAUCACACCUGUACAAAAAAUCAUAAGUGUUCCUGGUGCACGGAACUGCACACUUCCGUUUUCUAUCUAAGCUUCUUGUUUGAAAAGCAUGCAUUCGUUAUAAGAUCAUUCAGACUCCAGCCAUGAAGGGACCCACACCCGUUUGUCGCGAGCGCCUCGCUCUCGCCCGCUCUCGUUCUGUCUUCCUGUUCAUGGGCUGCUCCAGCUACGGUGUCACGUGCAGGUGAGCCCACACUGCACACAUACGCAAUAAAAGCUCUCCGAGGCAA
Molecule: messenger RNA, 3046 nt
Organism: Jaculus jaculus (lesser Egyptian jerboa)
Lineage: Eukaryota; Metazoa; Chordata; Mammalia; Rodentia; Dipodidae
Gene: Ezr
Product: ezrin
Exons: 13
Coding region: 142-1902 (586 amino acids)
Biological process (GO): regulation of cell shape; positive regulation of early endosome to late endosome transport; positive regulation of protein localization to early endosome
Cellular component (GO): plasma membrane; cytoskeleton; microvillus
Molecular function (GO): cell adhesion molecule binding; actin binding
Source: RefSeq, a predicted model, not a curated record